Molecule: messenger RNA, 1836 nt
Organism: Pseudozyma hubeiensis SY62
Lineage: Eukaryota; Fungi; Basidiomycota; Ustilaginomycetes; Ustilaginales; Ustilaginaceae
Product: capsular associated protein
Exons: 1
Coding region: 1-1836 (611 amino acids)
Source: RefSeq, a predicted model, not a curated record
AUGCGUCAACGCGUAUCUGACCUCUUCGGUUCGGGGAGCUCGCAAGGGUAUACUCGCGCUUCUACCACGCCUUCCGACGAGUUUGGUGGCCACAACAACCCCCUGUACGCCUCGGCUGGUGGAAGCAGGUUCCAAGAGAUGAUGCGCGAUCCGUCCCGCAAGAAACUCUUUAGGAUCAUUUGCCUGAUACUCAUCAUCGGUGUUCCCUACGCUCUCUUUGCAUCGACACCCUCGUCGGCGUCCACUUCGGCAGUAGCAGUCAAGUCUGUGGCUUCAGAGACAGGAGAAUUGUCUCAUCAGGAUCGCCAGUGUCCUCGCAUCCUUGAAGGCGGAGCCGAUGCCGUCUUGUGUCAUGUCCAGCUGGCGCAGCGCAAAUUCGACGCAAUGGUGUCCAGACAGUCUCAGACCUACGACCAGGCCGUCAAGCGCUAUGUGCAGCAGUACAAUCGACAGCCGCCUCCUGGCUUCGACGAUUGGUUCAAAUUCGCCAAGGACAACCACGCGGUCAUCAUCGACGAUUACGGGCAGCUCGAAAAGGAUCUCGAACCGUUGCGCAAGAUCCCAGGCCACGUCUUGCGUCGUCGUAUCGAAAACGCUCGCAAGACAAAUAUGUGGCUCCUCCACCAGUGGGACUUCCGCAAUGGAAAUGUCACUACUUCGGCGCCCAACGAUUGGGAGAAUGUGGGUGUCUUCCGAAGUAUCAUGUCGCCUUUCCUGCACAAGCUCCCCGACUUCACCGUGUUGCACAGCUGGGACGAUGCGCAUCGCGUGUGUGGACCAAAGCACGGUGUUGAAGAUGUCAACGACACGAGCGUCGUUCAGAUCGGUACAACUGGCCUUCCCGAUACGCGAGAGUAUCUCACACAAGGCUGCCCUCGCAACACCGAGACAACCUCGUCCGUGGCCAGCGAUCGACCCUCUAACGAUAUCUGCUCUCACUCUUACGACUGGAUCACCAAGCACGGUGUGUUCCACACCCACAACGGCUGCUUCAACUCUUCCGUGCCGGUCCUAUCCUUGACAAAGGUUUCCAGCUUCCAAGACAUCACCACUGCUUCGUGGUGUUACGGUGAAACCCAAUAUCGACUCUUUGGCCACAACAAGGACACCGUACCUUACUCGCAGAAGAAGACAAAGAUCUACUGGCGAGGAAGCAGCACCGGCUCCAGACCCGAGGGAAAGUACGCCUAUUUUGGUCACCGUCAGCGUCUCGUGAUGGCUGCUCACCAGAUGAAGACCAAAGCUGCCCAACUUGCUGCUCGAGUGAAGUCCUCCGACGCGCUCACCUUCACCGAUGCUGACGAGCAACGCGUCGAGCUGACAAACAUGCCCAAGACGUUCACAAAGACGCAGCUUACGGCUCUUUCCAAGCUCGGCAGCGACGUGAUCGACAUGAAUUUUGUCGGUUUGCACGGCUGCGAGUCGGAUCCCAAAUUUUGCGAAGAGUGGAAGGCCAAGAUCCCGCUCGCUGCGCACCAGCCUUCGUCCGAGGCGUUCCAGAACAAGUUCUUGAUGGAUCUCGAUGGAAACUCCAUGUCAUGCCGAUUCUACCGUCUACUGGACAGCAACAGUCUCGUGUUCAAGCAGACCAUCUACGUCGAAUGGCACGAUGAUCGUAUCGUUCCCUGGCUGCACUACGUUCCCGUGUCGACGGGGAUGGAGGAGCUGCCGAUCUUGCUCGACUUUUUCGCAAAUCAUCCCAAGGGUCAAGAGCUGGGUGAGAUGAUCGCCAACGCAUCGAGGGAUUGGGCGGCAUCGGCGCUCAGGAAGAUCGACCUCUCGGUGUACACGUACCGCCAAAUGCUCGAGUUGGCCAACAUCAUUGGUCACGAUUGA